Lolium rigidum is the source of this 741-nucleotide messenger RNA. RefSeq names its product protein THYLAKOID ASSEMBLY 8, chloroplastic-like. The transcript is spliced from 2 exons. Gene Ontology annotation, biological process: Group II intron splicing; chloroplast organization. The coding region runs from base 28 to 741 and encodes 237 amino acids. Gene Ontology annotation, molecular function: RNA binding; protein binding. NCBI's taxonomy places the organism in Eukaryota, Viridiplantae, Streptophyta, Magnoliopsida, Poales, Poaceae. The record is from RefSeq and is a predicted model, not a curated record.
CGACAGUCCCUCCGCCGCCGCUCGGCGAUGCUCUCCUCAUCGAUCGCCUUCCCACCACUCCGCCUAACCCCUCCCUCCGCAGCUGCUCCUCGCUGGAGGUCAGCUGCCGCCGCCGUCACCAUCACGAUGCGGGACCGGAGCAAGAACAGGAAGCCAACACAGCGAGGGCGCUACCUCAGCAGCGAGGCCAUCCAAGCCGUCCAGUCCCUCAAGCGCGCCACCCUCUGUGGCGCCCCCGUCGCCGGCGCCGUCGCGACGGACCCCAAGCUCCAGCGGCUCCUGAAGGCCGACAUGGUCGCCGUCUUCCGCGAGCUUGCCGCGCAGGGCGAGGCCCUGCUGGCACUCAAGGUCUUUGAGGAGAUUCGGAAGGAGCAUUGGUACAAGCCCAGGCUGUUCUGGUAUGUUGAUCUUAUUACAGUGCUUGCUAGCAAAGGUCUGAGGUCCGAGGUUGGCCAAGCAUGUUCGUAUCUGAAGAGGGAACAAUUAGAACCUGACACGGAUGGUUUCAAUCUGCUUCUGAAGACACUUCUAGAUGCUGAGUUCACACAGUUGACAAUGGACUGCUUCCGGCUUAUGAAGCUAUGGGACAGUGAACCUGACAGGACAACAUACGUAACAUUGGUGAAAGGUCUUGAAUCCGUAGGAGAGGCGGAUCUAUCUGCUCAGAUGAGGUUGGAAGCGGAAAGUGAUUACGGAGACCUCUGGGACUUCUUUGAUGAAGAGGAGGCGAUUGACGCUUGA